GGCAUAUAUCUGUCUUGAUUUGGUCUUGUCUGAAAUGGAAAGUGAUACAUUGGGCAUGUUCCGAGUCAACUACACUGAUGAUGAUGUCUUUGGUUUUUUUAAUAUAGCAAUCAAGUCAACCACCAUGGUGAGAUUAUAUUAUGCAGGAAAACAUACAGAGGACGUGCGAGCCAUGCCCCAAGACGUGCAGCCCAUCCUAAUCCGAUCUUUAAAUAUCAGUUUGUAUCUUUGGCCUUUGCCACUGUCUUUUUCAUCAUCACCGACUCGAAUUCUCUGUCCUCGGAAACUUGCAGGUGUAGUAAAUGGCAACAGCGGUGGUCACGGCAACCACGGCGAGUUUCGGGGAGGAAACUCACGAGGACUGGCAUGAGUUCGAGGUUCAGGAGCCGAAGAUUCUUGUCAAGAAGACGAGUAUGCAGUCGGAGAGGCAGAUUUCGGUCGACCCGAAAUCUCUGAAGGCUUUAUCUUUAUCAGCGUCCAUGAGGAGGAACAUUAGUUUCAAUCUGGUACCUCCUCCGGCGAUUCCAACUCCUAGGGACUUGGAUGUGCCUUUGCCUCUGCCUCUUCAGCCCGUGAGGACAAAGUUCGUGAGCUGCAGCCUCCCGAACUCAGCCUCAACAUCCCCUAGACAGAAUUCGGGCGUGUUGAAGGGAAACAAGAACAGAGGCCAAGACCUGGACCUCAGGCCGGUGGGAGACAGAGCUGUCACGUUUAGGAGAAGCAAGUCUUGUGGGGAAGGCCGAGCAUGUGCUCCAUCACUCGAUUUCGACAUCUUGAUGCACAGAUCGAAACACGGGAAUCAUCAGACAAGUUUCUCCUCGAAAACCGUUUCCCACAUGAGCAGCAUCAGCAGCAGCUUCUCCAAAACAGAGUCCAGCAAGAGCAACAGGAGCAUCAAAAGCAUGAAUUCAUUCGAAGACGGGUUCAAAUGCAGCGCUCUCUGCUUGUACCUCCCGGGAUUCGGCAAAGGAAAACCAGUCCGAUCAUCCCGAAAGGACGAUUCUUUCACCAGAACCACCACGAUGGCGUCUUCCACAGCAAGAACAGCCUCCAUUAAAGACAAUAACACAGUGAUUUCAGCACGAGCUUCCCUUGAGAAGUUCGAGUGUGGGUCAUGGAGCUCGUCGGCUUUGAUAUACGAAGACAACGUAGAAGCCGGAGGCCAUUUCUUCGACUUGCCGUCUGAACUGAUAAAGGGUGGCUCGGGUGGGAACGACCAGGACGAGCCGGUUUCGGCGGCUUUCGUGUUUGACAAGGAACCGCUGGAGAAGGAGAUCAAAGGGGUACUGAAAACGUCCGGUUCGAAAUCGAGGAGGUCGACCGAAUCACCGCGUCACGUUAGGUUCUCGACAUCGUCGCCGGUGUCUUACCCGGCGUCUCCGACGUCGAUCACGCCUCGGUUGAUACAAGCCUCCCAGGAUUUAAGCAUUUUCAUGGAAGCUCAAACCGUUUGAAGACAAAAGUCUUGAUAACGAAUUAGCCUUUUUUUUUUUUUUUUUACGAUUUGUAGCAAUUACCAUGAGAAAAAAACAUUAUGUACACCAAAGAAAUAGAUAUAUACAUGCACGAGAGGGAAGUGAAAAGUGCCUUUGUGAUUAUGUUUUCUGUA
Tarenaya hassleriana is the source of this 1609-nucleotide messenger RNA. RefSeq lists its product as uncharacterized. NCBI's taxonomy places the organism in Eukaryota, Viridiplantae, Streptophyta, Magnoliopsida, Brassicales, Cleomaceae. Bases 303 to 1454 code for a protein of 383 amino acids. The record is from RefSeq and is a predicted model, not a curated record. The transcript is spliced from 2 exons. Gene Ontology annotation, cellular component: chloroplast thylakoid membrane. Gene Ontology annotation, biological process: response to photooxidative stress; photosystem I assembly.